This is a messenger RNA of Arabidopsis thaliana (thale cress), 1293 nucleotides long. RefSeq names its product F-box and associated interaction domains-containing protein. NCBI's taxonomy places the organism in Eukaryota, Viridiplantae, Streptophyta, Magnoliopsida, Brassicales, Brassicaceae. The transcript has a single exon. The record is from RefSeq and is marked reviewed. Bases 1 to 1293 code for a protein of 430 amino acids.
AUGAUCACCGAUCUUCCAAAGGAUUUGAUAGAAGAAAUCCUUUCAAGGGUUUCCAUGACAUCUAUGAGAGUUGUGCGAUUAACUUGCAAAAGUUGGAAUACUUUAUCCAAUAGUGAGAGCUUUAAGAAGAUGCACAUUGGUAAAGUUACAUCAACGAGAGAAGGAGAAUCUAGGGUGAUCAUGUUGAUAGAUUACAAUCUUUUUUUGAUGAGCGCUGUCCUCAUGGAUGACGUUGAUCCAUCUAUAGAGUUUAAAGGUAAACUUAGUUGUCUUAAGGAACAAGUCAAGAUAUCUCAAGUCUUUCACUGUGAGGGUUUAUUGUUAUGCAUCUUGAAAGACGAUACUAGGAUUGUUGUUUGGAAUCCGUAUAGGCAGGAAACAAGGUGGAUCAUACCUAGAUAUUCUCACCGUCCAUACGUAAUGAACAAUAUCAGAUAUGCUCUUGGAUACGAGAAUAAUAAAUCUGGUCGUAGCCUUAAAUUAUUGAGGUUUAUAGAUUAUUGCUACACCGAAAAGCACAUUUGUUGGCAUGAAAUCUACGAUUUUGACUCUGAUUUAUGGACAACUCUUGAUGUCACUCCACAUUGGUAUAUAUUGUCUAAUUGGUCUUGUGUCCAAGGCGUCUCUCUCAAAGGGAACACUUACUGGUGUGCUAGAGAAGAAAACUCAGAUGGUUACAAUCAUAUAAUCUGUUUUGAUUUUACAAGAGAGAGAUUUGGUCCGCUUCUGCCUCUACCGGUUAACGUUAUAGAUAAUGAAUAUGAAUAUGUGACUUCAUCUUGUGUUAGAGAAGGGAAGAUUGCGGCUUUAUUUCAGCACAACGAUUCAUAUCCAUAUGAGCUUGAGAUAUGGAUUACGACUAAGAUUGAGGCGGAAAUGGUGUCGUGGAACAAGUUCUUGAGAAUUGACAUUGAACCUAACAAUAACAUAAUGGUUCCAUUUAUAUAUGGGGGUUUCUUCAUUGACGAGGAGAAGAAGAAAGUCGCCUUGGGGUUUGAUGAAGAGUUCGGUCGCAAAACAUUUAACAUUAUUGGAGAGGAUGGAUAUUUUAGAGAAUUCGAUCGCAUAACAUUUAACAUUAUUGAAGAGGCUGGAGAACGUGCAGGCGUAAACUGUGGUUCAUAUGUGUGCUCUUAUGUUCCAAGUUUGGUCCGAAUUAAGAAACCUGCACAAGGCAAAAGGAAAAGACAAAGCAGUUUAGAAAAGCUUCGAUUUGAUCAAAACACGUGGAUAUUUGACAGCAUUUAUCAAGCCACUGCCAGUCAAAUACGUAGGAGGAGGCCAACAAGAUGA